AUGGCUCAGCAGACGGCAAGCCCGGACACCUUAGCCGUGCCCGAAGUGGAUAAUCCGCAUUGUGCAAACCCCUGGCUGAAUGAGGAUCUGGUGAAAUCCUUGCGCGAAAACCUGUUGCAGAACGAGAAGUCCAAGACAGCAAGGAAAUCGGUUUCUCCCAAGCUCUCUCCGGUGAUUUCUCCCAGGAAUUCCCCCAGGCUCCUGCGCAGGAUGCUUCUCAACAGCAACAUCCCCAAACAGCGGCGUUUCACGGUGGCACAUACGUGUUUUGAUGUGGACAAUGGCACAUCUGCGGGACGGAGUCCCUUGGAUCCCAUGACCAGCCCAGGAUCUGGGCUAAUUCUCCAAGCAAACUUUGUCCACAGUCAACGUCGCGAGUCGUUUCUGUAUCGAUCCGACAGCGAUUAUGACCUCUCUCCAAAGUCUAUGUCCCGGAACUCCUCCAUCGCCAGUGAUAUACACGGAGAUGACUUGAUUGUGACUCCAUUUGCUCAGGUCUUGGCCAGCCUGCGAACUGUACGAAACAACUUUGCUGCAUUAACUAAUAUGCAAGAUCGAGCACCUAGCAAAAGAUCACCCAUGUGCAAUCAACCGUCCAUCAACAAAGCCACCAUAACAGGAUAAGCAAGCUAAUGUGUGAAGUGUUCUGCAAUUAGUGGAAGAGAAUACAAGGUGAUAUUAUUAUCUGUGCAAUGCUCGUCAUCAUGGUCGUCAUCAUCUGAGCCGGCGUUGCUGUUAUCUCUCAAAGUGUACACAAGAUUUUAGUUAAGACCAGCUUGCUGCUCUC
Eptesicus fuscus (big brown bat) is the source of this 787-nucleotide messenger RNA. Its product is annotated as cAMP-specific 3',5'-cyclic phosphodiesterase 4D-like. The transcript is spliced from 6 exons. The record is from RefSeq and is a predicted model, not a curated record. NCBI's taxonomy places the organism in Eukaryota, Metazoa, Chordata, Mammalia, Chiroptera, Vespertilionidae. The coding region runs from base 1 to 624 and encodes 207 amino acids.